UGAUACAAAAAACAAAGAAUAAUUUGCGAUAAAAAAAUUUAAAAUUUUCUAUGAUGGCGCUGUGCGGCAAUUUGUGGAACUAAUACUUACACGAACUGCCGUCAGAAAGGAAGUGAAGCCAUUGCAUUCUUUUCAGUCAGAGCUCCGUUCUGGACGCAACAUAAUACACGAUGACAAACUCAAAAGGUUACCGUCGCUCGACGCGCGACUUGUUCUCGCGCCGGUUCCGCCAGCGCGGUGCGAUCCCGUUGUCCACAUACAUGACCAUCUACAAAGUGGGCGACAUUGUUGAUGUGAAAGGCAACGGCGCCGUACAAAAGGGUAUGCCCUACAAAGUUUACCACGGAAAGACCGGACGUGUAUUCAACGUAACCGCCCACGCGCUCGGCGUCAUCGUCAACAAGCGUGUCCGCGGACGCAUUAUCCCUAAGCGCAUCAACCUUAGGAUUGAGCACGUCAAGCACUCCAAGUGCCGACAGGACUUCUUGCAGCGCGUCAAGCAAAACGAGAAGCUGCGUCGCGAGGCCAAGGAGAAGAAGCAGAAGGUGUGCCUGAGGAGGCAGCCAGCGCAGCCACGGCCGGCGCAUAUCGUUAGCGGAUUUGAUGCGCCUAUCGUCUUGGCGCCCAUCCCGUACGAAUUUAUCGCUUAAACUUUUGAUAGGAACUAAAUACAUUAUAAAAAGUUGAAAAACAA
This is a messenger RNA of Dalotia coriaria, 694 nucleotides long. It is a transcript of the gene RpL21, whose product is annotated as ribosomal protein L21. The transcript has 2 exons. Gene Ontology annotation, biological process: translation. Gene Ontology annotation, cellular component: cytosolic large ribosomal subunit; ribosome. Gene Ontology annotation, molecular function: structural constituent of ribosome. The coding region runs from base 171 to 650 and encodes 159 amino acids. The record is from RefSeq and is a predicted model, not a curated record. Lineage: Eukaryota; Metazoa; Arthropoda; Insecta; Coleoptera; Staphylinidae.